Messenger RNA from Anopheles arabiensis, 2210 nucleotides. Its product is annotated as proton channel OtopLc-like. Gene Ontology annotation, cellular component: membrane. Gene Ontology annotation, molecular function: proton channel activity. Lineage: Eukaryota; Metazoa; Arthropoda; Insecta; Diptera; Culicidae. The transcript is spliced from 6 exons. The record is from RefSeq and is a predicted model, not a curated record. Bases 113 to 2095 code for a protein of 660 amino acids. Gene Ontology annotation, biological process: proton transmembrane transport.
CCGAGCUGGACGUCGGAGCUCGGAGAAACGUCGAGAAGAGUGUGAAUAGGCGUCCCCAACGUCAAGCCCCCCCCCCUCCCCUGUCUCUUCCGGUUCCGUCCCCGCGAGCGUCAUGCUAGUGCCGGAACUUCGUGUCCAUCCACCGCCGGAUGAGCGGGAGCCGGCGGCAGCUCGCGGUUCCGCUCGCGACAACUCCGCGGCGAGCUCGGCCCGACCGUCACCUCACCAGAGCCGGCGCGGCACGCUCGACAGCGUGGAGCUGGUCGAGCGGUACCACUUUGCGAAGAACCCGAACAGGAGCGGAUCCCAUUCGCCCAGCCUGUACGAGUCGAGGCGGCGCCUGUCGAGCUUUGGUGCCCAGAAGCGCGCCUUUCUCGAGCUGAUCCGCAAGCAGGGCAGCCGGCUGUCGCUCGCCCGCAAGUUCUCGGAGGUGUCGAACAAGACGGACGAGCUGAGCCGCGAGCAUCGGAAGCAGCAGCGGGACAGCAUCCUUGCGAGGAACCAGCUCGGGCUGGCCCUGUCCGCCCUGUACGCGAAGCUGCUGAUAGUGAUGGGCAUCACGCUCCCGCUGACCGAGCUGGUGGCGCGCGAAGCACCGCCCAACUUCCACCAGCCCUUCUACCUCUACCUGUACGGGGUGUCGAUCCUGUUCUGCAGCUUUCUGUUCGUGGCGCGCUGGCGCCGCGCCGCCCAGCUUGAGUUCCUGUCCCAGUGUCCAGCAGGUGCGGAUAGGUCUGCAGCAGGUGGGACGGCCCGGCCGGCCCCAACACCGCACAGUGGCUCGUUCUACCUGCGCAUCGGUGCGAUUGCGUUCGGCAUCGGCAGCCUGGUCUACUCUGCCCUAGAUUUCGGCCAGUACUUCGAGCUCGAUGCGGACGAUGGGUGUCGCAAUUUCCUGGUCGCCCUGAUGCCCGCCGCCCGGAUGCUGCUGUGCGUGGUCCAGAUGCAGUUCAUCAUCGUGAGCGGGCAGGACUUCGGGCUCGCCCGGCACGCGUUCGUCUCCCGCUUCGGUCUGAUGCACAUGCUGGCGACGAACGUGUGCGAGUGGCUGUACGUGCUGAUCGAGGAGGCGAAGCAUGAAAUCGUGCCCAUCGACCACAGCCUGCAGCCAAACCGGACCGACCACCAGGAUGACCCAGCACAACAUCGAUUGGGCUGGGCCGCAGGAUCAAAGGAACCGUGCCGCAGCACGCACAUCAUGAGCACGCUCGUCCACAAUGCCGCCCCGUUCCUCUUCCCCUGCACCAUCGAGUACUCGCUGAUCUGUGCGCUGACGCUGUACGAGCUGUGGCGCGCGCUGAACCGCACGCUGACAGCGACGGCGGCCGGCCCGCGCAAACCGUCCAUCGCCGCGCCCGACCGCCGCACGGUGACCGGCCGGCCCGCCAACCGGCUCUCGAUCGACUGCUCCAGCGCCCAGCGCGGCCUGUUCGGCGGCAUCGUCACGCUCGUGCUCACGCUGAUCGUGCUGAUCAUGUACUUUGUGCUGCGCCGGGAGCGGCAGCUGCGGCACGCGGCCACGCUCGAGAUCGUCGCGUACGAGAUCGCGCUCUACUCGGUGACGCUCGGCGCGGUCGUCGCGGCGAUGCUGCGGAUGCGCGAUCUGCGCGUCCUGGCCCCGCGGGGCAGCCAGCGGACGAUGCCGCUCGACUGCCACCUGCUGCUGGUGACGCAGACCGGCAUCUACAUCUACGGCGUGUUCUCCAUCAUCGGCACGUACCACACGCACGGCCAGCUGCUGCACUGGGCGGUGCUGUCGGAGGUGCUGGCGCUGGCGCAAACCUCGCUCCAGACGCUGUUCGUGCUCAGCAGCUGGUGGCGCCGGUGCAAGGGCGCCCGCCAGAACCGCGCCAAGCCGGGGCGGGAGCUCGUCACCUUCCUGCUGGUGGCCAACCUGGCCGCCUGGCUGGUGAACUCGCUGGUGAAGAGCAACGCCAGCUUCCGGCCGCUCGUGAUGGGCUUUUACGGGGCGGGCGCGUGGGCCAUCAUCGCGCACAUCUCGAUGCCGCUCGCCAUCUUCUACCGGUUCCACUCGACGAUCUGCCUGUUCGAGAUCUGGAAGAACAGCUACAAGGCCCGGUACACGGAGGGCUGAUCCCGCCAGCACCUCAAAUCGCACCUCACCGUAGUGUAAAUAAGUGACGGGCAAGCAGUGUUACGCAUAUCUGACUAAUAGUGCAAUAAACGUGAGCAAUACUACACACUUUAAA